Messenger RNA from Closterium sp. Naga37s-1, 5415 nucleotides. The record is from the annotation of a GenBank genome assembly. Lineage: Eukaryota; Viridiplantae; Streptophyta; Zygnematophyceae; Desmidiales; Closteriaceae.
AUGGCGCUCAAGGCACAGGCACUGGACGUCAUUGCGUCAGUGAUGGAGGAUGGAGACAUGGCGCUCAAGGCACAGGCACUGGACGUCAUUGCGUCAGUGAUGGAGGAUGGAGACAUGGCGCUCAAGGCACAGGCACUGGACGUCAUUGCGUCAGUGAUGGAGGAUGGAGACAUGGCGCUCAAGGCACAGGCACUGGACGUACUCACCAAGUUCAUGGCAUGCGCACCAGACGCCCUGAUCUCCAACUUGGACAUUGUAUCAGCUGCCCUGGCGGCAUGCAUGCACCUGCUGCACUCUGCCCUGCACUCUGCCACUGAUAGCACCAGUGAAUCCACUGCCUCGCUGGCAGCAGCAGAGGCAUCUCUGCUCAUCUCUGCCCUCAAGCUCGUCGCCUCCAUCGCCCCCCGCCUCUCCUCCCAGGGCAAGGUGCUUCUGCUACCCAGCAUCAUGACCACGUGCCUGCGCCUGCUGCGCUCUGCUCCACUCUCUGAUUCCUCCUCCUUCGACCAAGCUGACUCUCUUGCCUCGUCAGCAGCAGCAGCAGGAGCAGGGGUGGAGGAAGGGUGGGGUGCGGUUCUGGCAGAAGCCACGGUCACAGCCAUUGCUGCAGCCCGCAUUGGCUCCUGUGCUGACCCCACGGCAUCCCUGGGAGAGGUGACUCUGUGGUCGGGGCAGCGGGCCACAGUGGUGGCAGCACUGCUGGAGGGAGCUGCGCAAAUCGUGGACCGCCACCUGUGCAGCCAGGAUUCGUCAGGAGCCGAUGCAGUGGGUGAAGCAAGCAGUGGUGACAUGGAGGCGACUGGGAAUGCUGGUACUGCUGGGGACAGCAAGAAUGAGGAAGGCUGCGGUGGUGAUGGGGAUGGGGGGGAUGGAGAGGAGGGAGGUGAUGAGAUUAAGGACCAGGAAGGAGGAGAAGAUCAGAAGGUGCAGGUGGAGAGAGAUGAGACGUUGAGGAGUGAGGAAGGUGAGGAGGCGAAUGAAGGAAAGGGGGAUGGUGGGAACGUCGAGGAAGGGGGUGAGGGUAUGGUGACUGCAGCAGCUGGUGGUGACGGCAAUGGUGGAAAAGAAGCAGCAGCAGCGCCAGCAGCAGCAGAAGAAAAAGCAGAUCAGUCCAACAGCUUUCUCGACAUGUCUUCCUCUCCACUCGACACCAUCCCCAAUGCUGAUGUGGCCUUCUCAACCAUGUCGCCGCCAUCGUCCCCGUCAGCGCCACGUGGCGGCUUCUCAGAGCUGGAAGGCGCUCCAAGCGCCACGCGUGUGCUGCACGCGCUGUCGCUUCUGGCAGCGCUGCCGCCGCUGGUGUCGGGCGCGGGAGGGGAUUACUUUGCGAUCCAGCUGGAAGAGAGCGGCAUGGCUCGAUGCAUGCACGCGUUUGAAACAGCUUUUGCGUCCAAGUCACGACAGGUGCGCAUGGCAGUGAUAGGAGCCCUCAAGGUGCUGCUACAGGCGGGAUUGCCCAAGGCUCUGGCAACAGCAGGCGCAGCAGGGGAGGGAGGAGCAGAGGGAGAGAGCGAUGCUGCCGACAGCAGCAGCAACAGCAGCAUGAGGAGACAGGCAACUGUGGUGUGGUGGCCCAUGCAGCUCAUGCUCGCCCUCACUCCUGCUGUGCUCUCAGUCAUCCAGACCUCGUCCAAGGACCUACAAACCCCGCAGGCAGCCAACGAGGUGAUGGAGGCGCUGAAGCUCUUCCUGCUGCUGCUCUCCACCAUCCCGCCUCCCGACGCCAAGGAGAAACUGCCAGGGGCAGCGGGUGCAGCAGCGGCGGCAGCGGGUGGGGAGAGGCAGCAGGCGGUGCUGGAGCUGCUGCUAGUGACGGCGAUCAUGGCAGGAUCUCUUGCGCAGCCGGCGGGAGGGGAGGGGCAGCAGCAGAGCCCAACGCAGGCAGCAGUGAUAGGCAUGGCAGUGAAGCUCAUCACCCACCUCGCCACCGCCUUCCCCGCCAAUCUGCAAGUUGCCACCGCCGCCCUCCCCCCCGCCACCAAGCUACAGCUCCAGACCGUGAUCAAGUCCUCCGUCCAGCAAUCACAGCAACGCCGUGUCUCCUCCUCCUCCUCCCCUGCUGCUCCUCUCGCCCCUCCACCUCUCCCCACAGUCUCUUCCCCAUCUCUUCCUCCCCCCUCCACCACCACCACCAGCACCGUCAUUCCUCCUCCCAUCCCUCUCCCCUCAAGCGCCCCAUCUAAAGGCUUCCUCGCACCUCCCCCUCCCUCCUCCUCCUCUUCUCCCUCCACCUCGCCUUUCCAGCCCCCUCCUCUCACCCAGCUCUCCGCCUCCCGCCUCUCUGCCUCAUCUGCAAGCUCAGACACUGCUGCAGCCACCACCACCACCACCACCACCACCUCUUCUGCUGCUGCUACUGCCGCUGCUGCUGCGGAGGCCACUGCUGGGAACAUGGGAGGGUUUAGUGAUGACGAUGAUGAUGAUGAGUGGGCUGAGUUUCAGUCUAUUCGUUCCUCUACCACUUCCACCUCCACCAGUACAGCCCCCCCCAGUGCACGCCCCUCCGCCACUGACGAUACCGCUGCUGCUGAAGCUGCUGCAACAGACGCUGCUGUUGAUGGCGAUUCGGCUGUGUCAGAAGCUAGCCGUUUGGCACAGGAGAAUGGCUUGUCUGAAGCGGACAAAGCAGGGGCGGGAGGGGGAGAGGAUGGGGUGGGUGUGGCACGGGAGAGUGGUGUGAGCAGUGCUGCUGCAGACUCACUAGAUGAGCCAGAAGUAACAGCAGCAGCUGCUGCUGCUGCUGCUGCUGCUGCUGCUGCAACAGAGGCAGCAAUCGGAGCAGCAGCAGAAGCACCAGUAGAAGCUGCAACGGCAGCAAUGGCAGCAACAGCAGGUGCUGGUGAUGGUGCUGAAGCAGCUGUAGAUGACAGCGACUGGGGUGAUUUCGAAGACUCCUUUGCUUCUGCUCCUGCUGCUCCCGCUCCUCCUGUUCCUGCUAUCCAAACAGCAGCAGAUCUGGAGGAAAGUACUAAACCGGUAGCAGAAGCACAGGAACCAGCAGAUGCAGAAGCAGCAGCGGCUGCAGCUGACGUUGCGGGAUUGUCAGAGGAAGAUUUUGUGCAAGUUAGCCUUGAGGCGAGUGGAAGUGGUGAGGCGAUGGCAUUGGAAGGGAGCGGGGCAGAUAGCACAGGUGAAGAUGCAUCAGCGGCCACAGCAGCAGGAGGAGUAACAGCAGCAGCUGCCGUUGCAGAUUUGGUGGGUGGAGUGGAGGUGGUUACGAACGGUGUUGUGGUGGAAGCGUUUACUCAGGGAGCAUCUGAAGCUGCUGCAGUUGCACCAGGAGGAGAGCUUGCAGACACAUUUACUGCAGCGGCACCAGCAGUAGUUGCAGCGGUUGCAGAUGCAUCAACUGCUGUGGACGAUGGUGACGACUGGGAUGACUUUCAGGCCGUUGAUCUGUCCUCCCAGGCAGCACCAGCGAUCCCAGCAGCAGCAGCAGCAGCAACACCAGCAGAAGCAGUGGAUGCUGAUUCCUUUGACAAUUUCCUGGUGUCUGCUCCUGCUCCUGCUGCUGCUGCUGUUGCUGUUGCUCCUGCACUUGCUGAGUCAGCACCAUCACUUGCUGAGUCAACACCACCUUCUGCUGAGUCAGCAGGUCCCUUCGGCAGUAAAUCUGCUGUUCCUGAUUCUGGCCUUCUGGUCUUCGAGACGCUGACAGGAGCAGCAGGCUCGGAUGCAGCUAAGAAAGGCGAGGACAACGAUCCGUUUGCAGACUUUGCUGUGGCAUCGCUUGUGCCUUCUGCUGCACCUGCUGCACCUGCGGCAGCUGCUGCAACAAUUCCUGUUGCUUCUGAGGCCGCAGGUGAUGGGAAUGCUGUCUCAGAUGGAGCAGAGGCAAUCGUAUCAGCUGCGAAUGGCACACCUGCUGCUACUCUUGCCGCUGCUGGUUCUGACGCCGGUGCCACUGCUGGUCAGGUCGAGACUGCAACUGAUGCUGCUGGCACUAUUCGACCUAAUGAGAGUGUGGAUAGCUUCUAUGACUGUGAUCGUCUCGAUGUGGAGGAUGUGGAGGAUGAUGAGGACGAAGGGCCGAGGAAAGGUGGCUUUGUAGAUGAUGACGAUGACUGCAUAUGGGGGACCACGAGUGCGGCACAUGCCAUGUGGCGCCGCUGCGAGCGCCCCUUCCCCCAACCUCUUCGUUUCCUUACGGCGCUCCGCCAAUUACAUUCUCCGCCUCCUUUCCUCGGCCGAACCCUCCGUCCCGUCCCCCCGCUUCGUGUUCCCCUUGCCCCCAUUCCCCCUUCCCCCCUCCUCUCCUCAUCACGUUUCCCACCCGGAAUCUCUCCCAUCCCCCACUGCUCACUCACUCCCUUCACCCCAGCUGCAGUCCGGGGCUGCCCUUGCUCCUCCGUCUCUUCCGCCGCAAUCCACGCCUGGGAGUCCACUCCCUCCCAUCACCCCGCCGCUUCCAUUUUCGUCGGGGAAGGUUUGCCACGCGCGUCACCCCAUCUCGCCCCUCCGCUCUCCCGAUCCUCGCCGUUGGCAGAUCGCGCGUCGCAUUCUAGACCCGUCGUUAAACUCCCCACUCGAGCCACCAUGGCGCGUUGGUCUCACAUCCUCGCGCCCGCGUCCCGCCGCCGCGCGUCGCAUCUCCUCGAUCUUGCCGCGGCGCGCAGCCCCGCGCUGGCCACCCUCCUCGACACCUCCUGCGCCGCCUCGAUCGCCCCGUUCCGCGUCGCGUCGCAGCGUCAAUCCACGUCCGCUCCCGCCAACGCCGCUCCUGCCACUCCUCCUGCCUCUGCCGCUGCUGCUGCUGCUGCUGCUGCGACCUCCGCGCCUGCCGCUAACUACCUCUACCGCGAGAUUUACAACCGGCAGCGGCAGCUCGUGCCGAUCAACCACAUGGUGCCUGACGUGGCAGUCGACGCGUGGGUCGCGCCGAACGCGAUCCUGGCGGGCGGCGUCACGAUCGACGACCGCGCGUCCGUCUGGUACGGCAGCGUGCUGCGCGCCGAUCUGAACUACAUCCGCAUCGGCGCGUACAGCAACAUUCAGGAUCGCGUCGUCGUGCACGCCGCGUCGGCCUCCCCGACUGGUCUCUCCGCGGAAACCACGGUAGGGAGGUAUGUGACCGUUGGGCAGAACUCCGUGCUGCGAUCGUGCGAGAUCGAAGACGAGGUGGUUAUCGGGCAACGGUGCCUUGUCCUCGAAGGAGCUAUCGUGGAAAAGAACGCCGUUCUCGCGGAUUGCACGGUGGUGGGCCCCGGGCAGCUGAUUCCCAGCGGGCAGCUCUGGGCGGGCAGCCCGGCGAAAUUCGUGCGCGAGCUGACGGCGGAUGAAGUGGCGGAGAUUCCGAAGCUGGCGGAGUCGGCGCACUGGCUGGCGGAGCAGCAUAAGUCGGAGUUCCUGCCGUAUUCCACGGCGUAUAUCCAGGCUGAGAAGCUCAAGGCCGCGCUUAAAGCGUCCUCCGCUUAG